Messenger RNA from Colletotrichum paranaense, 264 nucleotides. RefSeq lists its product as uncharacterized. The record is from RefSeq and is a predicted model, not a curated record. NCBI's taxonomy places the organism in Eukaryota, Fungi, Ascomycota, Sordariomycetes, Glomerellales, Glomerellaceae. The transcript has a single exon. Bases 1 to 264 code for a protein of 87 amino acids.
AUGAAGUUCUCAAUCCUCACCUUCACCACCCUCUUCGCCGCCCUUGCAGCUGCAGCUCCCGCUCCCGAGGCCGAGCUCGUCGCUAGACAGUGCUCAUGCCACAAGAUCGGCAAUGAGUGGUUCUGCAGCGGCAGACUUUGCCCCAAGGACUUCAUCCCUACGCCUGCGAUGACUAAAAGAGACGUUGAUAUCCAGGCUCGCGGCUGCAGCUGCAAGCCUAUUGGUAACGGCGAGUACUUCUGCAUUGGAAGCUCUUGCCCUUGA